UUUCCGCGCGUUACGCGCACGUGUCGGACGAGUUCAGCUGCGCCGAUGACGUCAUAAGUAGAGCUCGACGGCUUGCGAAUAUAUUUCGAAUCAGCGACGGGCAACUUCACCGUCAAGUCGGCCGAGCAAAAUAUUAGGAACGGCGUCGAUCGGGAGGCGGUCCGAAAAAUUUCAAUCGCAAAAAUAAUCGGCGCGUUCAUCCCGAUCCGAGGUCAACACUGGGGUUGUAGCGGAAGGAACGGUCUCGACGUCCGCGAACGGUCGCCGGUCCGUUCACGUGAUGAGACUCCCCUGUAACGACCCGGACGAGGAGGGAAAUAUUUAGCAGGUUCUGAGCGACCUCGAAGAACUUCACGGCCGACAUCGACCUCGCCUCGCUCCCUCGCCCGCUUGUUUGUUUGGACGUCUGUCUUUAUGCGUGCGCGUGCGUGUGCGUGUGCGUCUACCUCGGCGAUUCCCAACCAGUGUGCCGUGGGAAAUUAUACAAUUUGACGUAAUUGCUCCCAAAAUGAUUGAUUUCCAAGAAAUAAUGUAUCUUUGUUCCUCAAUUUAUGCCAGUGAGGCAAAGCGACAGACAGAACCGAUGAAUGGUCUUCGAUUAGAAGAUGGCAGGAAGUCAACGCAGCCAUGAAUGUCUCCACUUUUUGGGACAUUUUUGUUUGUCGGUGUGCCGUGAGAUUUUUCAAUUGUAAAAUAUGUUCCUUGGCUCCAGAAAGGUCCGAAAUCACCGGUCUACCUGUAUGCGCGUGUGUGCUUUUGCAUGUUUGUGUGCGAGUGGAAAAAGGUGGUCUUAGUGGCAUGGUAACCAUGGCGACAUGGUCUUAAGUUUCAUUCAGCUCGGGCACGUGGAGGUUAGCGCGCGUCGUCGGGAUUAAACGUGUUCAAGCUGCUAGUGAGCGCGUCAAAGGUCCCGACGUCAACUCUGAAACGAAACGAAAGGUCACGCGAGGUCACACAGGAAGUUGGACCUGGGCGGCAAAACAGCCGAGACGAAAAAAAAGUUCACGACAGUUCUGCUGGCACGUGUGCGUGUCUUUCAAUCGAUCCAUCGGUCAGUCCAAGUUUUUUUUUGUACGCACUUUGCAUACAAAAACAAGACUCCGAAUGGGUUUUUUUUCCUCUGAGGAGCAGGUUUUGCUCGUUGAACCUGAAGAAAGACGGAACCGCGAACCCUCGACGAAAUUAGCGCACAAGUCUCAUAAGCAGCGUCAGUGCCAUUCGCGUUUCCUUCGGAGGGCAGCGUACGUCCCGCGCCGGCCGGUUGCAAACGUCUCGCCGCCACCGCCGUCUUUCGCCGUCCGAUUCUCGGGUCCCGCUUCGCACCGUAGCGACUUCGCUGGCGGCGGGAGGCAUUCGGAAGGUCGGCCGCGGCGGUCGAGCCGUAAAACAAGUCGCGGUGCUCGGAGCUAGGUGUAGCGCAUUUUGACUCGCAAACUUCCAGCCUUGAAAAAAUGGCAACGCGAAGCGCUUUACAGGAAUUAAAAAUCCACGCACGAAUCAAUCCCGCCCGCCGCGCACGCGUACGGGUUAAAAGCAUAAUCGCAAUGAUCUCGUAACCCGAGGCUGAGUACGGAGCGUCCGGGCGAGGGAACCCGUCUCGGGGAGCCGUCCGCACCUCGACCUUUUAUUCAUAAAAGAUAUUCGUCAAACCGAAAAACAAAACAAAGUAUAGAGUAAACCACAAAAAGAGAAAUGGGAGAUCUCACAAUAUAAAAGCAGCAUCAGGAUAAGAAUAAUAAAUAAUGUCAAAUAAACGCUAAGUCAAAGGAAAUAGGUAAACAUCGCAAAAUAGGGGUGAGUUAAAAGCUCCGUUAAAAACGCGGGCCUGUCGUUAGAAACAAAAACGUUGCGCGCGGGCGGGCCCGAGGUUCCGUGAGCGCCGCCCGACUCGAGGGCGACGGAAAGGCCUCGGAGGCUUCGUACGGGGGCGGACCGGGCGGCCGGCCCGAGACUUCGAAAGCCGGGGAGAGAAGCUUCGCGUCCGCCCGGGAAGAGCCAUUUUAAAAUGGCCGUCGCGCCUUCUGCUCUCCGUCUGCUGCCGAAUUCCAAAGUCGUCGAAAGCUUGAAAUUCUCGUUUGGGAAUGGCAGAAAAGCCCGCAGCGCAGCGCCGACCGGUAGCCCGAGAGAAGACUCUCGCUGGCGUGUGCAGACGCUUUCUGCGCGCGCGUCGGACGUGUCGGAACUGGCGCGACGCCGCCAAAGCGGACAAAGUGCGCGGUUCGUCGGACUGGCUCGCGUGUGCGUGCUAAAUGUUAGCUGGCGUGCUAGCAUGGUUCAUGUUAGCUGACCUUGUGUCAGCGUCCAUGCUAACGCCGCGUGCGGUCGACAAAAAAAGCUCGAGCGUGUGCACGCGUGUUUGGGUGGGAAUCGAGCUGGUGAAUGUUUUCAGCUGGCUGACACAUUCCUCACACGCGCGUGUGUGCGCGCGUGCGCGUGUGAAAGCGAGAGAGAGAGAGAGAGAAAGCGAUUAGCACACAAGGCCGUCGUGUUGUUGUUUUUGUGACAUUUGGUGCGCGUGUGCCCCGUGACACACUUUUAGUGCAAUCAAUAAGUCGAUGAAAGCGCUCGAGUCAAACGGUGCGGCGAUGAUUUCAUAUUACGGACGUUUUUGUACUUUUCAUCAUUCGGCCGCGGGCGAGGUGAACCGGGCGGAUGCCGGAAUCGCCCCUCGCUCAAAGGUUCUGGCUGGGACUUCUACCCGCGUACAUCGCUAAUUUUCAUUUAUCUUCGACCAGACGCUCAAAUCGAAUAUCAAUUCGUAUCGAUGAUAAUAUCGAUGACGAUAGAGUGGUGCCUUGAGAUACAAGUGUAAUUUGUUCUGCGACGAAUUCCGAAUCAUUUGUAUCUCAAAUCGUCUUUCCCCAUUGAAAGGAACGGAAAUGCAAUCGACCCGUUCCGUACCCCCCCGAAAACACCAAAGUUUGCUCUUGAAGAAGUUCAGGAGAAAAAUGAAAAAAGUCAUUUGCACAGAAAACACGUGUGCUCGAGGGAUGGCCGACGGGUGGCGAAUUGCUCAUCGAGGGGGGAUGAAGAUGAAGGUGAUGACGGAUGAUGAUUCACGUCGAGGUGAACGAGUUCUACGCGCCAAAUAUAAUUCAGUACGUACGAUGGACACACACCGAUCGAUCGGAUGACGUCGUCAGGCGGCGCGAGCGGCGAGGUGAAGCUCGCGGGAAUGUCGCUCAAAAGCCGACGGCGGCGGCGGCGGCUCGCUCGUUACAGCUAAUUGAAGACACGCCGUCGCGCAUUCCUGAAUGACUGCGUUGGAACCGUGUGCGCAUUGUCCGCUCUGAAAGCGUUAGCCGUUAGCAUUAGCAUGGAGCUAAACAGUAGACAGAAGAACAUUCUUCACCGUACCGCCCGUCACUAUGUGCAAGUUUGUCCGUGUUUGUCUUUGUGGACGUGCACGUGUGUGUGUUUGCGCAAGUGUGAUUUUUGUGGACGUGUGUGUUUGUCAAACCUUGACUAAAGCUCAGCUGGUCAAUUCCAACGAAGCGUCUUGUGUAUUUUGUGCGCUUCUGCUGCGCAAACAUUUGACCGGCUGGCGUCGCAAGCGCGUUGAGCAGGUUCACGUCAGUUUGAGGCUCCAGCGCCAGAAAGAUCCAGAAAGAUUUCAUUCCUCACGCUCGAUUUGCCACCGCUUCCUCUUCACACAACACAACACAACACAACCCUGAAGUACGCGACAACACACCACGCCACACGACUCGACAACAUGACACAACGCUACGCCGCCCGCCCCACACUACACUAUAUGAUCCUCCACCACGCAACAUUUCGCGAUACCGCAGUUAAGUGGAUAACCCAAAAGUGGGCGUGUACGGGAGCCAUGGAAAAGUUUCACAAAUGAAACGGAAUGAAGGUGUAACUUUGCGAAGGUCCCGUAUUUUGUCUAUUUCCACCGCCAUAGUGUGACUCUCUCACGUGGACGUAGUCUAAAAGUGAAAAACACCUCGCGUCGGUCCGCUCACCCGACGGCGACUUGGCUUUGAGCCACUUUUGUCUCCGCGUUGCCCAGAUUUGGCGGAUUUGACCGCCCCCUUUCUUCUGAGCGGUUGCCACCGCGGUGUUUGCCAUGCCGACAGCGGAGAUCUUCGUUAGUGACGUCGCUAAGCCGGAGGAAGUCCGAUGAGCUGAUUUCAGGCCUCUGGGCAGAAAAACGUCCGCGGGAAUGCGGGGGCCAUUGGAAUGACUCGUUCCUAUUUCGCAUUGUUCACUGAGACGCCAGAGAGACGACAUUCCGUUCCAAAUGCUCGCAAAAGUUGGUUCGGCAAAAUACGGCGCCUUUAAAUGGAAGGCACUUGAUCGCCCCCGUGUGGCCACCAGAGGAGUGUGUCAGGGGAUGAGCAACCAGCUGACGUUGUUGGGCACGCGCGAGAAUCACUACGACAACAUGGUGCGGAUGUACAGCAACUGCUCGGUGGUUCUGGACAACCUGGAGGUGACGUACACUCUGGAGCACCAGAACCUCUCCUUCCUGCGGUCCGUCCAGGAAGUGGGGGGCUACGUGCUGGUGGCCAUGAACGAGGCCCGGACCGUCCCGCUGAGCGACCUGAAGCUGAUCCGAGGUCAGAACCUGUACGAGGGCAAGUACGCCCUGCUGGUCAUGUCCAACUACGUCCGCAACCGCACGGCCGCCACGCUCGACUACACGGGCGGACUCAGACAUCUGCAGCUCAGCAACUUGACCGAGAUUCUACGAGGAGGCGUGAAGAUGACCCGCAACCCUCUGCUGUGCAACGUGGACUCCGUGGAGUGGUGGGACAUCGUGGACAAAAGCGGCCAUCCCGGCAUGCUUUUCACGACGGACGACUUUGCACGCAAAUGCGAGCCCUGCCAUCCGGCGUGCGUCAACGGCUCGUGCUGGGCGGCCGGACCCGAACACUGCCAGAAAUUCACCAAGCGGUCCUGCGCCCAGCAGUGCAGUCGACGGUGUCGCGGCCCCGAACCCGGCGACUGCUGCAACGAGCACUGCGCGGCGGGCUGCGCCGGCCCGCUCGCCACCGACUGCCUGGCGUGCCGGCUGUUCAACGACGACGGCACCUGCAAAGACGCGUGUCCUCCCGAGAAGCUCUACGACCUCAAAACGCAUCAAGUCAUCAGCAACCCCGACGCCAAGUUCGCCUACGGCGCCACCUGUGUCAAGGCCUGUCCACGCAACUACGUGGUGACAGGAGGCUCGUGCGUGCGCACGUGCGGCGCCGGCACGUUCGAGGUGGACGACGGCGGCGUGCAGCGAUGUCGAACCUGCGAGGGCGCCUGUCCGAAAGCGUGCGACGGCGUGGGCGCGGGCGCUCUGGUCAACACCAUCGCCGUCAACGCCUCCAACAUCGAGUCCUUCCAGAACUGCACCAAGAUCAACGGCGACAUCUUCUUCAUCGAGACCUCCUUCGCCGGAGACCCCCACUACAAGAUCCCGCCCAUGGACCCGGCCAAGCUGGAAUACUUCCGAACUGUCAAGGAAAUCACAGGAUUCCUGCUGAUCCAGGCGUGGCCCGAGAACCUGACGUCGCUCUCCGUCUUCGAGAACCUGGAGAUCAUCCGCGGGAGAACCACGCGAGCACAACACAGCCUGGCCGUGGUGAGGGUCCCCGGCCUGCGCUGGCUGGGCCUGCGUUCCCUGAAGGAAGUCAGCGCCGGGCGAGUGACGCUCAAGGACGACCCGCACCUGUGCUACACCCGGGACGAGCAGUGGACUCGCCUCUUCCGAUCCUCCGACCAAAGCGUCACCCUGAGAAACCUGGCCUCGCCGCAACUCUGCCAAGAGCAGAACCGCACGUGCCACCCUCAGUGCUCCCCCGCGGGCUGCUGGGGGCCCGGGCCCGCCAUGUGCGUCUCCUGCCGACACUUUGAGCGUAGGGGGCGCUGCGUGGCCUCGUGCGACCUGCUGCGCGGGGAGCCCAGGGAGGCGGCGGUCAAGGGCAGCUGUGUGGAAUGCCACCCCGAGUGUCUGCCCACGGACGGGACGCCGACCUGCCACGGAGAGGGUCCCGACCGGUGUUCCCGCUGCGCCCACGUCCAAGACGGCCCCCGCUGCGUGCCGCGCUGCCCUCGCGGCGUGAUGGGAGACGGCGACGCGGCCGUCUGGAAAUACACCGACGCCGAAGGCCGCUGCCGGUCGUGCCACCGCAACUGCACCGAGGGGUGCACGGGACCCGGAAAGUCGGGAUGCUCCGGCGGCGUCAGGCACGCCACGCUGGCGGCGGGCGCCGUCAGCGGGCUCCUGCUCGUCAUCGUUCUGGCGUUGGUCGUCUUCGUGUUGCUGCGGCGACGGCAAAUCAAGAGGAAGAGGACCGUGCGGCGCCUCCUGCAGGAGAGGGAGCUGGUGGAGCCGCUGACCCCCAGCGGCGAGGCCCCCAACCAGGCCCUGCUGAGGAUGCUGAAGGAGACGGAGCUGAAGAAGAUCCGCGUCUUGGGCUCCGGAGCCUUCGGGACCGUCUUCAAAGGUCUGUGGAUCCCCGACGGCGAGAACGUGAAGAUCCCGGUGGCCGUCAAAGUUCUCCGGGAGGCCACGUCGCCCAAAGCCAACCAGGAAAUCCUGGACGAGGCGUACGUGAUGGCGAGCGUGGACCACCCCCACGUGUGUCGUCUGCUGGGAAUCUGCCUGACGUCGUCGGUGCAGCUGGUGACGCAGCUGAUGGCGUACGGGUGCCUGCUGGACUACGUUCAGCGGCACCGGGAACGCGUGGGCGCUCAGUGGCUGCUCAACUGGUGCGUCCAGAUCGCCAAGGGGAUGAGCUACCUGGAAGAGCGCCACCUAGUGCAUCGAGAUUUGGCGGCCAGGAACGUGCUGGUGAAAACGCCCAAUCACGUCAAGAUCACGGACUUCGGCCUCGCCAAACUUCUGACGGCCGACGAGAAAGAAUACCACGCGGACGGAGGAAAGGUUCCCAUCAAGUGGAUGGCUCUGGAGUCCAUCCUUCAGUGGACGUACACACACCAGAGCGACGUUUGGAGUUACGGCGUGACCGUGUGGGAGCUGAUGACGUUCGGCUCCAAGCCGUACGACGGCAUCCCGGCCGGCGAGGUGGCGCCGCUUCUGGAGCGCGGCGAGCGCCUGCCGCAGCCGCCCGUCUGCACCAUCGACGUCUACAUGCUCAUGGUCAAGUGUUGGAUGAUCGACCCCUCCGGUCGGCCCGGCUUCCGGGAACUGGUCGUGGAGUUUUCCAAGAUGGCGCGGGACCCCGGCAGGUACCUGGUCCUGCAGUGCGACCCGCCCAGCCCGUCCGACGGCAGGUUCUUCUCGCGGCUGCUCAGCUCGGACGACGGCGACGACACGGCGGAGGCCGAGGAAUACCCGCUGCCCUACGAGGGCUCCGGUAACCGUGGCGACCGCCCCCGCCGCGCCACGGUACGGACCUCCGUUUCGCUACGGCGCCGCGAGCCGGCCGUGACGACUUUCGCGCGUGCGCAGGCUCGUCCCGUGCGGGCCGACAGCGUCGCCGUGCGCUACAUCAGCGACCCCACCGGAAACCCGCUCGACAGAGACCACCUCGCCGGACACGAGUACGUCAACCAGGCUGAGGGCGGCGCAAGUAGCCGGCGUUCAGACCUCCGCAAUCCCAACUACCAAGACUCCGGUCCAUUUUGGGACGCCGGCUCGCCGCCUUCCCCGCGGGAGGACGGAAAGGCCGGGCCCCGAGUCCAAGAGGGACCCGAAUACUUGAACACGGCCCAAAACUCGCCGCCCGGGGCCGCUAGCCUGGACAACCCCGACUACCGGGCCGACUUCCCGCCUCGGCCGACGCCCGCCGACGCUCCGUUGCCGCCCGCCGCCCGGAACUGCGAGUAUCUGGGCCUGCCUGCUGCACGGCAGACCUCCGCGUGCUAGGGGGCGCUGCACCUCAAUGUCACAAUACUGACUUUUUGAGCAUCUCACGAGUUUUAUUUGACAUUUUUAUUGCAGAAGUGAAUUCAAGAACACAAGUGAACAAAGUGAACUUUUUUAGAAAUGAAUGUUGACCACCCACUGCUCUGUAUGUACAUAGCUUUAGCAUGUAGCAUUUGUAUUAGUUUUAAUUUAAGGUGAAAUUGUUGUUGUUGGUGUUACAAAGAAGCACACGCGUAACAUAGUUGUUUUUAAGCUUUAAAUCAAUGAAGAGUUUCACUUUCAAACACGUGCGGAGGAGAUCAUUUCGACGCAAUUGAGCUUCUGUCAACGGCGUGGCGCCGCAAUACAGCAUGAACAACACUGGAUAGCCAUGAAAUCGUUAGGGGAGAGCUGGGUGGGACGGAGUUGCGGUAAGACGCCCGCCCGCCUGAAGAACAUUCUUAAAUCUUUGAAAGUUCUAAUCAUUUGACUAUCAGCAUGAUGUGUACACAAGAAGUAUGUGUGAAGUUCCGUCCGGAGUAAACAUUUGGAGGGUCAUUAAAUAUACCAGACAACAACUGUGUUUUUAAAACAAUGUAAAAGCUCCUACAGGGGCGGCCUGGGGGAAGAUGCCCCCCGCCCCCCCCCAGAUCCAUACAAACUUGGUACUGAGGCGUAAUAUUAAACUUCCA
Molecule: messenger RNA, 8502 nt
Organism: Phycodurus eques (leafy seadragon)
Lineage: Eukaryota; Metazoa; Chordata; Actinopteri; Syngnathiformes; Syngnathidae
Product: melanoma receptor tyrosine-protein kinase-like
Exons: 26
Coding region: 4250-7831 (1193 amino acids)
Biological process (GO): positive regulation of kinase activity; multicellular organism development; negative regulation of apoptotic process
Cellular component (GO): signaling receptor complex; basal plasma membrane
Molecular function (GO): epidermal growth factor binding; ATP binding; epidermal growth factor receptor activity
Source: RefSeq, a predicted model, not a curated record